Iphiclides podalirius (scarce swallowtail) is the source of this 4131-nucleotide messenger RNA. The record is from the annotation of a GenBank genome assembly. Lineage: Eukaryota; Metazoa; Arthropoda; Insecta; Lepidoptera; Papilionidae.
AUGGAUUCAAAAGUAGUUCUGAAGGAAAAGAAUCCGAACGAUAAAGCGAAUAUUUUAUCGAAAACUUUUUUGUGGUGGAGUUUUGGCUUGUUUCGCAAGGGCUACAAACAAGGUCUUACUUUAGAAGAUCUAUUUCAAGCACGCGAUGGUGACUGCUCGGGGCGACUUGGUGACCGUUUGGAGGAGGCUUGGCAAAAAGAAUUUGAUAACGCCCGUCGUAAUGGCACAAAACCUUCACUCUCUAAAGCCAUUUUCAGAUCUUUCUGGCUCGAAUACAUGAUAUGCGGAUUUUUCGUAGGAAUAUUAUUUAUUGUCUUAUGGCCAUUAAUUCCUUACACGUUGGCAUUGUUUAUUGGUUAUUUUUCCUCCGAAAAGACACCCGAGAACUAUAGGAACGCUCAUAUUUUUAACUUCCUGAUGAAUUUUCUGAGCGUUAUGACCGCCCUCAUGUUGAACCAUUUACAAUUAAGCCAGGGCUGUGUUGGAAUGAGAGUAAGGGUAGCUUGUUGCUCAUUACUGUUUAGAAAGAUUUUAAAACUUAACCGUGCCGGGUUGGACAAGACGGAACCGGGGCAAGUGAUUAAUUUGAUGUCGAACGACGUCAACCGCUUUGAUAUGGCUGCUCUGUUUCUUCACUAUAUUUGGGUGAUGCCAAUCGUGGUGCCUGUUGUAUCGUACCUCGUGUGGCAGCACGUCGGCGUGGCAACGUUAGCAGCCCUCGCUGUAAUAUUCUUGCAGACGAUUCUAGUGCAAGCGUACCUGAGUAAUCUGCAGGGCAGAUUCAGAGGGAAGAUUGCUAAACGCACCGACGAAAGGGUGAAGGUGAUGAGCGAACUCGUAAGUGGGGUCCAGGUUAUAAAGAUGUACGCGUGGGAGAAGCCCUUUGAGAAGUUGGUGGACAAAUUGCGACGUUUGGAAGUGAGCUUCAUACUGAAAACGUCCCUUAUCAAAGGGUUUUCGACCGCUCUUAGCGUCUUCACCGAGCGUUUCAUUUUAUUCGCUGCGAUUGUUGCGUUCGUCUUGAUGGGCGGCGACAUCAGAGCAGAAAUCACCUUCUCCUUAGUUCAGUACUUCAAUUUAUUGCAACUUGCUUGCAACAUCUUCUUCCCGAUGGCACUCUCCUUCUUAGCGGAAUCAAUGGUCUCCGUGCGAAGACUGGAGGAGUUCCUACUGUUGGGUGAAUUGGAAUCGCUAAAGAAGAAGGAGAUUUAUCCGAAGUCACUAGACUCCAAAGGAUUUACCACUAAUGGUGUACAUAAAGAUAAGCAGAUCGAAAAGGAGAAGUCACAACCCACUGGACUCACUUUGGCAAAAGUGAACGCUAGUUGGCAGGAAAAUCCUAUUGUGGAAACAUUAAGGAACAUUAACUUGAGCGUCAAGCACGGAGAGUUUGUGGGUGUCGCCGGGCUUGUUGGCUCGGGGAAGUCGUCUCUAUUGCACUUGAUUCUGGGCGAGCUGGAGCCGUCACAUGGAACUGUGUCGUUGGGCGGUGCGAGAAUCUCGUACGCCAGCCAAGAGCCCUGGCUUUUCGUAGCCACUGUGCGUCAAAACAUCCUUUUUGGAUUGCCGUACGACCGCGUUCGCUACAAAAAGGUGGUGGCGGCGUGCGCGUUGGUGCGUGACUUCGACCUGUUGCCGGCCGGCGACGCGACCUUGGUGGGCGAACGCGGCAUUAGCCUCAGCGGCGGUCAGCGUGCGCGCAUCGGACUCGCCCGAGCCUGCUACAGACAGGCAGACAUAUACCUAUUGGAUGAUCCUCUUUCGGCUGUCGACACUCACGUGGGUAAACACCUUGUGUCUGAGUGCAUCACGGGACUGCUGCGGAAUUCCACAAGAAUACUGGUUACCCAUCAGUUGCACCACCUGAAGGCAGCCGACCGUGUUAUAAUCCUACGCAAUGGUGAAAUCGAGGUACAAGGCAGCUUCGAGGAGGUGUCUCGAAUGCCGUUAUUCGAUGAGCUAUUGGAAGAAGAAGAACCGACCGAUGAACAAGAAGCUAGUUUAGUGAAAACAGCUCUACAGCGGCAACGAACUAUGUCCAUACAGUCGCACGCCAGCGCUAGUACCCUUGCCGAAGGGGCCAGUCUCCAUGAAGACGAGCCCGAAGAAACAGCCGAGCUAAUGGAAAAAGGUCGAGUGUCGGGAUCCGUUUACUUGAAAUACUUCCGCGCGGGCGCCGGCUGGCCGUUGAUAAUCCUCACUUUGAUCUCGAUCAUCCUGGCGCAAGUCGUGACUUCCGGCGGAGAUCUCUGGCUCACACAUUGGAUGAACGACGUGGAAGCGAAGCAUUUGCGUUACCUUAACGAAUUUAACAAUACCGAUUCAAAGACCAGUGAAUUAAACGGCACUAAUGAAACCGAAAGUUCCAACAAAACCGAUCAACUGGUCACGACCGAUACUCCACGGAGUACCGUUUCAAUCAAUCCGAACCUCACUGUCAUUGGAACAAUGGUGAAGACGGCGCUCACGAUGCAGAAUAUUACCACGACGGAGGAAUAUGUGGAACAUUCGUAUUAUAUCUAUAUAUGGGCGAUUGCUAUACUAGGAUGCAUACUGUUGACAACUGAGAGAUCGUUACUAUUCCUAUGGGUGUGCAUGCGCAGCUCUAUUAGGCUUCACAACUUGAUGUUCAGCAACAUUCUUUCGGCCACGAUGCGAUUCUUCGACACGAACCCCUCGGGGCGCAUUCUUAACCGUUUCUCCAAAGACAUGGGCGUCGUCGAUGAGAUCUUGCCGAGAAUGAUAUUGGACAGUAUGCAGGUGUUUAUGGUGAUGAUCGGUAUAUUGGUAAUGGUGGCAAUCGUCAAUCCCUACAUGUUGCUGACGACAGCGUGUUGCGGCGUCUUCAUGUACUUAUGGACAGUCGUAUACCUCACUACAGCGCAAGCUAUCAAAAGAGUGGAGGGCGUUACACGAAGUCCGGUGUUCUCUCACGUCUCAGCCAGCAUGGCGGGCUUGGCGACAGUGCGUGCUUGCAACGCCGAGGAAAUGUUACGCAUACAGUUCGACGAGAAGCAAGACGUUCACACCUCCGCCUGGUACUUAACGCUCAUCUUGAAUACAGCAUUCCAAAUUUGGUUGAGUCUCAUAUCGGCCUCUUACGUUAUCAUCGUCGCGUAUACCUUCCUCUUAUUGGAUGACGGCACAACGAAGUCGGGCAACGUUGGGCUGGCGCUGUCGCAGGGCCUGAUCCUGGUGACCAUGGUGCAGUACGGCGUGAAGCAGACGACGGAGGUGAUAGCGCAGAUGACGAGCGUGGAGCGCGUGGUGCAGUUCACGAAGCUGCCGCAGGAGGUGACGAGCGGGCCGCCGCCGCCGGCCGGCUGGCCGCAGCGCGCCCGCCUGCACUUCCGCGACCUCUACCUGCGCUACGACCGCGACGCCGAGCCGGUCCUAAAGAACCUGAACAUCGUCAUCGAGAGUGGCUGGAAGGUCGGUGUUGUUGGGCGGACGGGUGCUGGUAAAUCUUCUCUCAUAUCGGCCCUGUUCAGACUGGCACCAAUCGACGGCCAUAUUUACAUCGACGACGUGGAAACCGGAAGUAUCGCCCUCAAGGAGUUAAGAUCGAAGAUCGCGAUUAUCCCUCAAGAACCAGUGUUAUUUUCCGCUAGCUUGCGAUACAACAUGGAUCCUUUUGACAAAUACACCGACGCAGAUAUUUGGCAAGCAUUGGAACAGGUGGAGCUGAAGCAGAGCGUGUCGUCGCUGUCGGCGGCGGUGACGUCGGGCGGCACCAACUUCAGCGCGGGCCAGCGGCAGCUGCUCUGCCUCGCGCGCGCCGCCCUCGCGCGCAACCGCCUCCUAGUGCUCGACGAGGCCACCGCCAACGUCGACCCCAAUACCGAUGCGUUAAUCCAGAAAUCAAUACGUAAACAUUUCGCCGAUUGCACGGUGAUAACAGUGGCACAUCGCCUGCACACAGUAGCAGAUUCGGACCGUGUUGUGGUCAUGGAUGCCGGUCAAAUAGUAGAAUCGGGCCACCCUCAUGAGUUAUUACAAAAUAGUAAUGGCCAUUUCACCUGCAUGGUGAAGCAAUUAAGCCCUGCAUCUGAGCAAAGCCUGCGGGAAAUAGCGGCAAAGGCUUAUGAGGAGCAUAUAAAAUAUGUUGACGCCGAGGAUCAAACUCAAACA